This is a messenger RNA of Tetranychus urticae (two-spotted spider mite), 838 nucleotides long. RefSeq lists its product as uncharacterized. The record is from RefSeq and is a predicted model, not a curated record. Gene Ontology annotation, cellular component: nucleus. Lineage: Eukaryota; Metazoa; Arthropoda; Arachnida; Trombidiformes; Tetranychidae. Gene Ontology annotation, molecular function: DNA-binding transcription factor activity, RNA polymerase II-specific; RNA polymerase II transcription regulatory region sequence-specific DNA binding. Gene Ontology annotation, biological process: cell differentiation; regulation of transcription by RNA polymerase II; embryo development.
GGCAGUGAAAAGUUUUUUUUUGCAAAUCACUUUUGCUGUCCGCUUCAUUCAGUUUUCAAGUCAACUCGACUCGACUUUAACUUAUUGUUUUUAAGACUUGUUUGUUUGUUUGUUUGUUUCAUUAAAGGUUGAAAGAGAUGCAAAACUUUCAAUCAAACCCUUUUAGUGACUAUCAUCAAAGUUACAACUUUUACCAACAUCAAUAUCAAACAACAACACCUUCAUCCUAUUUCAAUGAUUCACAAAUGGCAGACAAUUUAACCGAUUUUUCAACCUGUUCUUCUUAUCCACUUCCACCUCACCCUCAUCAUUAUCAUCAUCAUCAACUUCAUCAACAUCACCAACAUCAUCAACACCAUCAACAUCAUCAUACACCACCUUCAUUUUUGGAUCAAAUUACCAGUGACCACGAGAAUCAACACCAUUCAUCCUUUUUAAAUCAAACAUCCAACGGUGAUCAUCAUCAUUUACCUGAUGUACCUUCAACCACUCUAUCAUCAUCUUCAUCACCUUCCACUACAUCCAUCACAACCAGCUGGAAGACUUCAGUUUCAAAUCCUUCGUCGGGUAAAACUCGAACUCGUGAUAAAUACCGAGUUGUUUAUAGUGAGAAGCAACGGUUAGAACUCGAAAAAGAGUUCUAUUCGUCUAAAUACAUCACAAUCAAACGUAAAAGUGAAUUGGCUAAUCAACUAUCAUUGACGGAGCGACAAGUAAAAAUUUGGUUUCAAAAUCGACGUGCCAAAGACAGGAAACAAAACAAAAAAAAGGAAAAUAAAAAUAAUUAUUAACUAUUAAUUAUUGAUUAUUAAUUAAUAAAUUUCACUUUUUAAAUCAA